AAGGAAUCACAAAUCCUGGACUUGAGUAUGCUUCUUGUUAAAAACGAACGUCCGAUCUCCGAAACAUGCUUUUCGAGCUAUUUUGGAUUUUUCUCUUCUGCGAUAAAACAGCAAACUCUUCCAGUUUUUCUCCCAAAGUACCGAAACUUGGUACGUGUCAUCAACUCCUCGGACUGGGCGUUCUUGCCAAAAUGGGGAUCAGCGAGAUCACGAGAUUUCAAAAAUGGCUAUUUUUGCUCGUAACUUUUGAAAUGUUUGUCCGAAAAUUAUGAUCUCUGUGUCUACGGAUUCCUCAGGUCGUGUCGGUUGAUUAAAAAAUGAUUACGAUUUUGUCACGAUUGGAUGUUCAGCCUGUCCGCCAUUUUGUAAUUUGUCAUAAAUCAUAAUAUCUUUUGAAAUGUUUGCUAUAUUGGCACCGAAUUUGGUACGCUUCACCGAAUUACUGUUUUGAAUGUACCCUUGAAGUUUCAAUUCAGCGCCCCCUAGCGUUCAUGAGAUAGGACGCUUUUUAUAUAAUUGCUUAUGUCUUUGUAACGCUUUGUCUAAAAUUUGUUUUCUGACAUUAUUUCUCCUGGUUCGUGCCAAUUCCAUUGAUGCCUCGUUUGUCAUUUUCUAACAUUCGGUUCCUAACUUAUUGAAAAGCAUAUGAGAAAUGUUUUUUUUCUCUGUUCAUUUGACAAAAGUGGUGUAUUUUUUUCAAAGCUCCGCUCGUAUGAUGUUUGCAGCAAGCCACACAGAAAUGGCCGAAUUAUUUUUUUAUUGAACAUUUUUCAAGAAAUACCUCUUCAAAGUUAACUCUGCCUGUGACAUUGUCUCUUUCUCGUAUUGAACUAUUCUGACCGUAUGUAACGUGAUGUGCAUUAGUAUGCAAAAUGAUAUUCUUGCGUUCAUUGUCACUUCUGAUAUCUGUUUCUCUUGUACAGUGUAUUUCUAUUAUUUUUGCCCUAAGCUCUCGUUUCAGCCCCUUAGGGGAUUGGCCCAUGUCAAUGUUUGAACCUCUGAAAGCUCUCCUCGCCAUGUCAACCGAGUGGAACACCUGAUAAACUGCAAGCCUCUGGUCCAAGAGGUUGUGGGUUUGAACUUUGUGUUGUGCAUUUCUGUUGCAUUGGCAUGACAAAAUGUACAUUUGUAUUGCCAAAGCAUUUGCAGCUGGGCUGCAUACAAAUAGUGCAAGUAUGUAAACAAACGAAAAGAAAGGUCAUUUUACUAAAUUAAAAUAAAAUAACGUUUGAUGUAUGUAGUGCAACUUAAAGUGGUGUAUAAUAUUUGUAAAUAUAUAAAAACAGAAACCAGGUACGUACAAAAUUACAUUCUUUCUUUCAUUGUCACUUCUGACGUCUGUUCCUCCUGCACACUGUAUUUCUGUUACUUUGGGUUCGCAUCCUGAGAGGCUCGUAUGUUGCUUGUAUACAUGAAGUGCACGUUGUGAUUACAUUCUCUGCAGAUCUUUAAACAUAUCCAUUUUUCACGUACAUAUUGUUCUUGUGGCUGUGCGCUGUCAUAGCUGCAACUUUGGUUAUUGUUACAUAUCGCUGCUUACACCUCUAUCAGCUUUGCUCAGCUGUGCUUUUGUGGGUUGUCGGCUCAGUGGCCAGACACGCUAAGUCACUAACGUUGAGUGUUUGGGGCCAGCGGUUUGAAUCCGGCUGUGGGUGUGUUCUGUGCUUGUGUGUAAAUUGUGCGCUUUGAGUAUGUUUUCACAUAUUCUUCUCGACAUGUCCGUUUUUCACGCAUGUUCUCUUUCUGCCUUUUUUGCUCUCGUUGCUCUGUGCUGUUGACAGAUACUGGAGACAGUUUAACUCGAAUUAUAUGGCGGAAAAAGACACGUGAAGAUCCUGAGGAGAAGUCCUUUUUUGUUAUUUUUCCAGAUGGAAGAACUGACCACCUAAAUGGAUUAAAGGACAGAAUACAAUUUAUUGGGGAUAUUUCAGAAAAAAUUGGAUCCGUUCAGAUUCAGGAGAUGAGGCUCCUGGAUGAAGGAAUCUAUACCUGCAUCUUCAAUUUAUUUCCUAGUGGACCAUUUGAGACAAACGUAAAUGUCACCGUUCUUGUUCCUCCUGAGGUCAGCGUGUUGGAGGUGACUACAGUUGUCGGUGAUUUAGAUGUUGUUUUGGCAUCAUGCAUCGCCUUCAGUGCACGACCUGCAGCAGAAGUAAUAUGGAGAUUAGGACCUCCGCAAACCUUUUUGAGGACUCAAACCAACCACACAGUGCAUCCAAAUGGAACUUUUACUGUUGUGGCCAACCUACUUGGUGCCCCACUUAAAAGUUUAAACCAGCAGAAGGUUCAGUGUGUGGUGACGCAUGAGGCCCUGGAAAAGGAACUUGUGCUGGACUACCAAAUAAACAUUCAUUAUCCUCCAGAAUCAGUGAUGAUCAUUCCUGACAGUACACGAAGUGCUAAAGAAUUUAGGUGUGUUGUUGAUAGUAACCCAAGCCCAACAAACUACACAUGGACUAGGAAAAAUGAAAAUACUUCUCAGACUAUUCAGUCUGACGGAAACCAACUUCCUGUUCCAAAACUCUCCCCUGACUUUAAUGGGUUGUACAUCUGUAAAGCUUCAAACCAGUAUGGAAGCGCUUUGGGUUCUCUGUAUUUGCAUGUUCACACUGAAUCCAGCAGUGUCUGUUGGGGUCUGUUUGGGUUUAUCAUCUGCUGUGCUGUUCCUUGCAUUGUGGUUUGUGCAUUGAGGUUGUGGAAAGAAAAGCAUAGUUCCCAAAGUGGACAGCAGAAACUGAGGAACUUUGAAGAAAACAGGAGACGCCUUCCGAUUCUGAGUAACCAGGUGACUGUAUGUCUGUUAAUUAAGGGUCCAAAUAAAGAUUUGGUUGGUGGAUUCUGCAAAUCAAGGAAGGGUCUCCUGAGAAAGAGACACUACGUCAUGGUGUUGGCACUAUGGAGACCCCUCCUGCUGAACAGGAGGUAAAUCUUAAGAGCCAGGACUGGAUACAAUGCAGCCUCUCUUGCUCCAACAAAUCAUGCGGCAGAGGGAGGAAGUUAUGUGGAAAUUAUAACCGGCUGACCGUUCGCAAUGGGUAGCUUUAAGCCGCAAGUAUAGUUCGGCCGUCCGCUUCCCCGCGCCACCCUUAUGACGUUAUUCCCAUGACGCAUACAACAGCGCAUGCACGGGAAAUGUGCACUAGUCCACUAGGGGUCAAUACAUACGCAGAAAGUGUGCCGUGUACCGUUGUUGAAGAAGAAUGAAACAAAACCAACACGCUGAAACCAAGAACAGUAAGCUAAGAACCAUAUCCUUCUCCAUACUGUUUGGUUGUUGUUGUUCUUGUUGUCGUACUGUUUGCUCGGAUUGUUCGCAAUGGCGAAUGACUUCCUCUGCAAACAUGGAGACCCUAAGGGGUGCCUUCCCAUAGGAUCGCCAUCAACAUGUAUGUGGCUAACAUAUACAUUAAAAGGUGGUGGCUGACUCUGCUGAGAGGUGCUCUUGAAGGAACAUCAGCACUGUACCAACAGGGCAGUGGACCGUUCAAGUGACGUUGUUCACCCUACAUGUAGGCCUCAGCUGUAUGGCAUCAUGCAAAAAUUGAGACCCUAAGGGGUGCCUUCCCAGAGGAUGUCCAUUAACAUGUAUGUGGCUAAUAUAUACAGUAAAAGGUGGGGGCUAACUAUGCUGAGAGGUGCUCUUGAAGGAACAUCAGCACUGUACCAACAGGGCAGUGGACUGUUCAAGUGACGUUGGUCACACUGCAACACAAAGAACUGCCAUUUUAGGGCAUACCGUUUUUUUUGUGGAGGGAGCUCUGGAGGCAAAACUACAGUACCUCAAUUGAGAGAUUGGAAUCUAUGUACUAUAUCUAAAGUUUCCAAAUCUCCAGCCGGAAUUAAAAGAUCAAUGUAGCAAGGUUCAAAUGAAGAUGAAGGAAAGGAGGCGGGAACCGGCGAACAUUCAAAAACUUUAAUCAAAAUAAACAAACAAUAACACGGAAGUAAAAGGGCCGACAGCCACCUCAUGGUAGACUGCCAGCCACACAAACAUAGAUAAAACUUAACAUGUCCGGGCCCGGUCCUCUCUCAUCUGUAGUCCUGUCGCUCGUCCUCUUAUGCUACUGAUCUCCUCCGUGAGACAUGCGGGACCGGUGUGCGCACAGCUGAUUCCCACUAUCACCCACUAUCAAGCCUCGUUGCUUCACGGCUCUCAUCCCGCCUUCCUCGUUACAAUCAACUCCUACACACAAGACAAAGACUUUCACAUCAUUACUAUGGUUUCCAGACAUAUGGAGCUGGAGGAGUGAGGGUAAUCCAGAGAGGACAGUGGGUUGACCAAAAUGAAGAACUCAAUAACUGUAUGCUUUGCCCGAAAUCAAACCUGAAAAACUUCCUAUUCUGGCAAGAAUGUCUGUGAUUAAAUCUAGAUUAAGCCAGGACUAGGCCCUAGUUAAAGCCCCACUAAUUCAGAAAAUGCACUUUUAAAUGUUGUGUUAACAUAUCUGUGUGUCAGGAGUGUGUGUACAGAACCACCCUGGAAUGAUAACAAUCCACCCAUUAAUUUUAUUAAAAUCCCCAGUAAACCUCUACUGUCCUCUUGUACGAGCUGUUGGCAUUCUCUAAGUAACUUGACGUUAACAUUGAUUGAGUGUUUUCAUGCCGGACUACUUACAGUGAACUACAAGAAUGUUUUGUUGUUGGAUGCGAGACUGAACAUAAGUCUUCAUUUACUCCUGACAUCUGAGCCUCUGAAGAUGCUGUGGAUUAGUUUUAUUUCUCAACAGAAUGUGUCGAAGACAUCAGGUGAAGUCACUUUACAAGAGGAUGCUUCACAAACGAAUGUUAGUAAAAUGCUGGAUUCAUAAUGGGUCAUGUUUUUAAACAUGAGAUGCGUUUCUCCUGUGUAUUGUCACGUAUAAAAACAAUGUUCACGUUAUAAAGACAUAACGCGAAGUGCAUUCACUCAAAGAUAGCAUGUUUUCAGUUACUAAACUAAACACCCUAUCGGAGGGGGGGGGUUAACCAUCGCUCCCAAAUGGUUAUCUCACUGUAUGUGGAGAACGAAGCCCUCUCCCACGUUGAGAGACAGCAGAUGGCCUGGAUAACACCAGAGGACCUUCCAAUAUACAAACACGCCUUGGAAGGGUAUCCUCUAAAGCAGCCACAUUAAACUGUCCAACUGUAUAUAUGUACAGUAUAUCUAUAUAUACAUAUAUACAGUCAUGGCCAAAAUUGUUGGCACCCCUGAAAUUUUUCCAGAAAA
Triplophysa rosa is the source of this 5206-nucleotide messenger RNA. RefSeq names its product nectin-2. The coding region runs from base 1733 to 2926 and encodes 397 amino acids. Gene Ontology annotation, biological process: homophilic cell-cell adhesion; heterophilic cell-cell adhesion. The record is from RefSeq and is a predicted model, not a curated record. Gene Ontology annotation, cellular component: adherens junction. Lineage: Eukaryota; Metazoa; Chordata; Actinopteri; Cypriniformes; Nemacheilidae. The transcript is spliced from 10 exons.